Nicotiana tabacum (common tobacco) is the source of this 624-nucleotide messenger RNA. RefSeq lists its product as uncharacterized. Lineage: Eukaryota; Viridiplantae; Streptophyta; Magnoliopsida; Solanales; Solanaceae. The record is from RefSeq and is a predicted model, not a curated record.
AUGUUGCGGCAGGGACACCUCAAAGAGAUAUUAGGCGAUAAGGGGAGAACCAACUUCGUAAGAGGACGUGAAUACCAAGGCCCGACGAAACCGCCAUCACAACCUCAUACUAUCAAAAUGAUCAUCAGCGGCAACGACGAUGCCUCCAUCAACGGCGUGAAGUUCACCACAACUCACAAGCUCAAGUGGUCUAUCACCCGUGAAUGGCAUGACGAAUUUGAAGAAAGUAUCAUCUUCGAUGAUUCAGAUGCCGACAGUUUGACUUCUCCUCAUAAUGACGCCCUCGUUAUUACUUUACGCAUUUUAGAUACCGAUGUAAAAUGCAUCAUGGUGGACGAUGGAAGUGGAGCAUGCAUUAUCCAUCCCCGAGUCCUCACCCAAAUGAGACUAAAGGAUAAGAUAGUGUCGCGUUGCAUCAGGCUAACUGGUUUUAAUAAUGCAGCUAAACGGACAUCCGGGGAAAUUACACUCCCUGUUUUGGCUGACUGCGUGACUUUGGAGACGACAUUUCACAUCAUGGACCAGGCCACCGCGUACAACACUAUAGUGGGACAACCAUGGAUACAUCCCAUGAGAGUCAUACCCUCCAGGCUAUACCAAGCAAUUAAAUUACCAACACCAUGA